AUGGCGGCGGCGGCGGGCGCCCCUCCGCCGGGUCCGCCUCAGCCACCUCCGCCGCCGCCGCCUGAGGAGUCAUCCGACAGCGAACCUGAGGCUGAGCCGGGCUCCCCGCAGAAGCUUAUCCGUAAGGUGUCCACGUCGGGCCAGAUCCGGCAGAAGACCAUCCUCAAAGAGGGCAUGCUGACCAAACAGAACAACUCGUUCCAGCGAUCCAAGAGGAGGUACUUUAAGCUUCGAGGGCGAACACUCUACUAUGCUAAAACUGCAAAGUCGAUUAUAUUUGAUGAGGUAGACCUGACUGAUGCCAGCGUGGCAGAAUCCAGCACCAAAAAUGUCAACAACAGUUUCACGGUCAUCACUCCUUGUAGGAAGCUCAUCUUGUGUGCGGACAACAGGAAAGAAAUGGAAGAUUGGAUUGCAGCACUCAAGACUGUCCAGAACAAAGAGCAUUUUGAGCCUACCCAAUAUAGCAUGGACCAUUUCUCAGGGAUGCACAACUGGUAUGCUUGUUCCCAUGCACGACCAACCUAUUGCAACGUGUGUCGUGAAGUUUUGUCAGGGGUCACAUCCCAUGGGCUAUCCUGUGAAGUGUGUAAGUUUAAGGCUCACAAACGGUGUGCUGUGCGUGCAACCAGUAACUGCAAGUGGACCACAUUGGCCUCAAUUGGGAAGGAUAUCAUUGAGGAUGAGGAUGGGAUUGCCAUGCCCCACCAGUGGUUGGAAGGGAACCUGCCUGUGAGUGCCAAGUGUAUUGUGUGUGACAAGACUUGUGGCAGCGUGUUGCGCCUGCAGGACUGGCGCUGCCUCUGGUGCAAGGCCAUGGUUCAUACAUCUUGCAAAGAGUCCUUGGUGAUGAAGUGUCCACUUGGCCUGUGCAAGGUGUCUGUCAUCCCUCCCACAGCACUCAACAGUAUUGACUCCGAUGGGUUCUGGAAGGCCACCUGUCCCCCAUCUUGUACAAGCCCCCUGCUGGUCUUUGUCAAUUCAAAAAGUGGAGACAAUCAAGGUGUGAAGUUUCUCAGAAGAUUCAAGCAGCUGCUGAACCCUGCCCAGGUUUUUGACCUCAUGAAUGGAGGACCACACCUUGGCUUACGGUUAUUUCAGAAGUUUGACACCUUCCGGAUUCUGGUUUGUGGCGGGGAUGGCAGUGUUGGCUGGGUCCUCUCUGAAAUUGACAGCCUCAACCUUCACAAACAGUGUCAGCUAGGUGUGCUGCCCCUGGGGACAGGGAAUGACCUGGCCCGUGUUCUUGGCUGGGGCUCUGCCUGUGAUGAUGAUACACAGCUCCCUCAAAUCUUGGCAAAGCUGGAGAGGGCCAGCACUAAGAUGCUGGACAGGUGGAGUGUCAUGGCAUAUGAGACCAAGCUCCCUCGGCAGGCCUCUUCCUCCACUGUCACUGAGGACUUCAGCGAGGACUCGGAGGUACAGCAAAUUCUCUUCUAUGAAGACUCAGUUGCAGCCCAUCUUUCAAAAAUCUUAACUUCAGACCAGCAUUCUGUGGUAAUCUCAUCAGCCAAAGUGCUCUGUGAGACAGUGAAGGACUUCGUGGCUCGAGUGGGCAAGGCCUAUGAGAAGACGACAGAGAGCUCUCAGGAGUCUGAGGUCAUGGCCAAGAAGUGCUCUGUUUUGAAAGAGAAACUGGACUCUCUCCUCAAGACCUUGGAUGAUGAGUCUCAGGCUUCAUCCUCUCUGUCCAACCCACCUCCUACCAUUGCUGAGGAGGCUGAGGAUGGGGACGGAUCAGGCAACAUCUGUAGCUCUACUGGGGACCAUCUGGUGGGCUCGGCAUGUCCCUCCCGGCCACAGAUCUUCCGGCCCCGGGAGCAGCUAAUGCUGAGAGCCAACAGCCUGAAGAAAGCAAUUCGCCAGAUUAUAGAGCACACAGAAAAAGCUGUGGAUGAGCAGAAUGCCCAGACCCAGGAGCAGCAGGAUUUUGUCCUAGGCCUUUCUGAAUCUGAGAAGAAGGACCUAAAAACUGACAAUAGAGUGUGCACAUCAUCUGCCCUUAGUGAGAGCUGUGUGGCUGCCAAGGGGAGGAGUCAACGCAAAGCAUCCAGGGCCCCUUGUGAAAAGCUGAUGAGCAAAGGUCUGUCACUUGGCAGCUCUGCCUCGCUCCCUCCUAAUACAGGAAGCCGGGACAGCCUGCCUGCUCUGAACACCAAGAUCCUAUAUCCAAGUGUUCGGGCAGGGAUGUCUGGCUCCUUGCCAGGGGGCUCAGUCAUCAGUCGCUUGUUAAUUAAUGCUGAUCCCUUUAAUGCUGAACCUGAAAACCUAGAAUACUACACAGAGAAGUGUGUCAUGAACAACUAUUUUGGCAUUGGCUUGGAUGCAAAGAUAUCUCUGGACUUUAACAACAAGCGUGAUGAACACCCAGAGAAAUGCAGGAGUCGGACUAAGAACAUGAUGUGGUAUGGUGUCCUUGGCACCAAAGAGCUGCUGCACAGAACCUACAGGAACCUGGAACAAAAGGUCCUGCUGGAGUGUGAUGGGCGUCCUAUUCCCCUCCCAAGUCUUCAAGGAAUUGCUGUCCUCAACAUUCCCAGCUAUGCUGGAGGGACCAACUUCUGGGGGGGCACCAAGGAAGAUGAUACUUUUGCAGCUCCAUCAUUCGAUGAUAAGAUUCUGGAGGUGGUUGCUGUGUUCGGCAGCAUGCAGAUGGCUGUGUCUCGUGUAAUUAAGCUACAGCAUCAUCGGAUUGCCCAGUGUCGCACAGUGAAGAUCUCCAUCCUGGGGGAUGAGGGCGUUCCUGUGCAGGUGGAUGGGGAAGCCUGGAUCCAGCCACCUGGGUACAUUCGGAUUGUGCACAAGAACAGGGCACAGACUCUGACCAGAGACAGGGCCUUUGAAAACACCUUGAAGUCUUGGGAAGACAAACAGAAAUGUGAGCUGCCCCGCCCACCAUCCUUUUCCCUGCACCAUGAGAUCCUGUCUGAGGAGGAAGCCACCCAGAUGGAUCAGUUUGGGCAUGCAGCAGGAGUCCUCAUUCACAGCAUUCGGGAAAUAGCACAGUCCCACAGAGACAUGGAACAGGAACUCGCACAUGCUGUCAAUGCCAGCUCCAAAGCCAUGGAGCGAGUAUACGGCAAGCCCAGAACUGCAGAGGGGUUGAACUGCAGCUUUGUUCUGGAGAUGGUGAAUAACAUCAGAGCCUUGCGCAGUGAGACGGAGCUGCUGCUGGCUGGGAAGAUGGCCCUGCAGUUGGAUCCCCCUCAGAAGGAACGGCUCGGGGCUGCCCUAGUUGAGAUGGACCGGCAGCUCAAGAAGCUGACAGACACUCCCUGGCUUUGCCAGCCCAUGGAGCCUGGUGAGGAAGAGUCUCUCCAACAGAGUGUGAUGCUGGAUCUUACUAAACGCAGCCGCAGUGGUAAAUUCCGCCUAGUGACCAAGUUUAAAAAGGAGAAAAACAAUAAGAACAAAGAAGUUCACAGUAACCUAGGAGGCCCUGUUCACCUCUGGGGGACAGAGGAGGUUGCUGCCUGGCUGGAGCACCUCAGUCUCUGUGAGUAUAAGGACAUCUUCACGCGGCACGACAUCCGGGGCUCUGAGCUCCUGCACCUGGAGCGGAGGGACCUCAAGGACCUUGGUGUGACCAAAGUGGGCCAUAUGAAGAGGAUCCUUUGUGGGAUCAAGGAGCUGAGCCGGAGCUCCCCUGCCGCCGAGGCCUAGCCUCUGCGUUCUCUGCCUGCAUCCUCCGCUCCUCCCGAGACUGAGGCCUAGGGAGGACACUGCCAGCACUCAGCCCCUGGCCUUUCUCAUGGUGCUAUUCCUUUUGUUAGUGACCGAAAGCCGGACGCCUGUCAAUAACAGCUUUGGAGUCUUGAACAUACCAACACAGCUACCUUUGAGAAUACUUUUCCUAGCUGCAGUCAUUUGGAGCAGACUGAGUCAGGUCUACUUGUGGCUCUUGCUAACCUGCCUUGUGGGCCACAGGGAAUGUGGUGAAUGAAGCCUGACUGCCCAGCACCUGGCACCCCUGCAGAACCUUCUUACCUGGGGCACAUGCUCAGAUUGUGCUUUCCACUCCUUAUCUAUGUCCUUUAGUGGCCACACUGGGUUGUGCCAUCUUCUGUCUCUGUUGGCUCUCAGAAGCAGAGUUGGGUCUGGCUUCAGUGGCCCUCACCAGAAUGUUCUCUGUGCCUGCUACCCACUCUGUGUUUCUUCCCAGCAGCCCCGCAAAGGCAGCCCACUGCUGCUGCCCCCUUUGUUCACGAGGUUUCAUCAUUUUAAAAAACAAGCUUAUUUACUUUCCUGGUUUGAAAGUGGCAUGGAUGUGUUUCCAGGCUUGUUAUAUAUAGUCUGUGAGGAAGAAGGAAAGUCCUCCUGCUUAGGCCAGGCCUCAGAACACUUGGUUCUCUUCCCUUUGUCCUCUGAGCUGUGAGCAUGUGGACACCCCAUCUCCUCAGGAUGCUACAGGUGUCUGCAGUCCAGUCUGGGGCAGAUAAGGAUAUGAGUUUACACUGACUCAGCAUUCCUGUGGAGACCAGGCUUCCUGGGGGCUGGAAAUGACAUACGCCAUGGGAUAAUGAAUAGUCAGUAGGGGCAGUCUGGAGCCAUUUCGGGUGGUUUCUCACCUGCGGUGAGGUUUGUUGUCCCAGGAGAUGCCUGUGAGACAUCUGACCAUUGCUGCUGCCCUGCCACUAUGUGCUGAGCAGAACUGGCUCUGAGUCAGCAGGUGGCACUAUUGGGGGCAGAAAGCUCCCCAAGGCCCAAACUACAUCCUGUGGCCAGUUCCCAGGAGAGGCUGCCCCGGCCUUCACUGCCACUGACUUACCCUUCUCCACUUUCAGAGACCGCAGUCCUCCACAGGGACUUGUAUAACAGCUGGAAAGGGCUGUAGCUCAGCCCUGCAAGGAGGGCGGCUGCUGGUCUGUGGUCCUCACCAGAGAUGACAGGUCUGUGAACUCUGCCCGUGCUUCCCCAUCUGACAUGGGAAGGAAAUGCUGAACUUGGACACUGGGUAGAGUCUGCAGCAGCUCCAGCUGGGAGGCAAGGUUGACCUGCUGUUUGUUCUGCAGACUAGACUCCUUGUUCAUCUUCCCUUUACUGAUGACAGAUCUGAGAGCCCUGGUCAGCAGAGUGGAGGUAUGGAGAGGAGCCUACAAUGUUAUUCCUGCCGUGUUCUGUCCUAGGCCUAGAGUUCCAUCCAUUGUAUCUUAGAUGUGGGCUGGGAGAAUCUCUGCCAUGUGUGUGGAUGUUGUUGCCUCCCUGAAUGGAAAUAGUUUCCAUUUUUCCACCUGGGAUUCUAUUUCCCACCAAGCAGUCAAUGUAGACCAGAAUGUGGAAGCAGGGAUAACCUCAGAUAAUUCAGAGCCUGUACCAGCCAGAUCAGCUGAAACUUAGGUGACUAGGGUCCUGAGAAGCAAUUUAGGGCAGUGGCUUUCUUCAGAAAGCUUCAUGUUUGGGUGAGGGUGUUAGAAAUCAUUGUUGUCAGCAAAAAAGUGAGAGGUCCAGUCUGAGUGCUGGAGGGACCUGUCAGGUGGCUGGCCAUGGGCUCUCCACAGAUGUGUUCUGGCCAUCACUACCCUGCCCCCAACACCCAACCCCUAAUCCCACAGCAGUUCUUUAGAGUUCUGGAGAGGGGAGAAUGAAGGAUCCCAAGAAAUUGGAGUAAAGGUUUUGUGCCUGCAGGUGGGGCUAACUUAACCCCUCAUAUUUAUAAUCUUAAUUUAUAGUGACCAUCUGGAGCAGAUGCCUCUUGUAUUGUUAUGUACAUAGUCUGCAUCAGAGAGUUGUAAAUAAGUUCUUCUGUGUAUAAUAAAAUAAGCCUGUUUUUGAUCUUCCAGUAA
Molecule: messenger RNA, 5783 nt
Organism: Grammomys surdaster
Lineage: Eukaryota; Metazoa; Chordata; Mammalia; Rodentia; Muridae
Gene: Dgkd
Product: diacylglycerol kinase delta
Exons: 30
Coding region: 1-3663 (1220 amino acids)
Biological process (GO): lipid phosphorylation; diacylglycerol metabolic process; intracellular signal transduction
Molecular function (GO): protein heterodimerization activity; protein homodimerization activity; ATP-dependent diacylglycerol kinase activity
Source: RefSeq, a predicted model, not a curated record